Drosophila rhopaloa is the source of this 1730-nucleotide messenger RNA. RefSeq names its product zinc finger protein 883-like. Lineage: Eukaryota; Metazoa; Arthropoda; Insecta; Diptera; Drosophilidae. The coding region runs from base 85 to 1680 and encodes 531 amino acids. The record is from RefSeq and is a predicted model, not a curated record. Gene Ontology annotation, molecular function: DNA-binding transcription factor activity, RNA polymerase II-specific; zinc ion binding; RNA polymerase II cis-regulatory region sequence-specific DNA binding. Gene Ontology annotation, cellular component: nucleus. The transcript has 2 exons.
AUGCACGGUAACAUUGGAACAAUGGUAAACAAAAACAGGGGGAAAUAGUCUUUAAAAAAAUAUAUUUUUAAUAUUUAUAGGAAAAUGGAGGAGGAUGAAGUGUGCCGGGUUUGCCUGCAACAGGACGAAGACAUGAUCAAUAUAUUCGAUAGUGAACCAGAACACGAUAUAUGCAUUUCGGAAAUGAUUGCCCAAUGGUCCGGCUAUCAAGUUGAAAGAGGGGACUUACUUCCGGAAACGAUCUGCCCAACAUGCUUGCAGGAUGCUCGAGCAACAUUUGAGUCUACCCAGAAGUUCGACAAGGGAGGAGUCUGCAAAAUUUCAGACGGCGAGGACUCGAUUUACGACGGGGGAACGGAAAUCCACGUUAAACAUAAAAAAACCCAGGAGUACCAAGUGAAAAACGAACCUGUUGAUGAUGACAUAAACAUAGAAACAGUCUGCAAAAUAUCAAGCAAUAUGAUUGAUCAAUCUAACGAAGAAAUUUAUAGCGACCUAUUCGAGGAAGACGUCUGCAAGAUAGAAGUCAGUGAUACUUUGUCUACAUCAGAUCUUAAUACUAUUCCAAAGAUUAAGAACUUACCUUCACGCGGGAAACGGCGCUAUAAGUGUUCCCUGUGCCCGAAAUCUUUUGUGGAUGCCUCCCAGUUUAGUCAACACAUUCUGACCCAUUCAGGAGAUAAUGCCGACGAUUAUUCAAAGUUUGAUUUCUCUGAAUCAGAUUCGAAUGCCACAGCUUACAAAAAGGACGAUUAUUACCCGCCAUCUGUUACUGACUCUCCUCCUCCAAAGUCUCACGGUAAACGGCGCUACAGCUGUUCCCAGUGCCAGAAAACUUUUACCCACUCAACCGAUUUAAAGCAACACAUUCUAACCCAUUCUGGAAGUAAAAAGAAUAGAUCGAAAUCUGAUUUGCCUGUAUCGAAACUAAAACCCACUUCUUACAUGCCCUACAAAUGUAAUUAUUGCCCGAAAUCUUUCAAAGAUUUACAAUCACUUAAGUUGCAUGCCCUGAAACAUGGUAAGCGGUUCAGGUGCUCCCAUUGUCCAAAGACUUUUGCGGAGGCAAAACAUUUGAAGGAACACAUUCGGAGCCAUUCGGAGGAUCAUUCCGAUAGUCCGAGGACUCCAACUCCAUCAGAUUCAAAGAACCGGUUGUUCAAAUGUCCCCAGUGUCCUAAAACAUUUCCGUACUCCUCGAGUCGUAGUCGACACCUUCUUAGCCACUCGGAAAUACGACCGUAUAAGUGCCCCUAUUGUCCAAAUUCCUAUGCACGUCCCUAUGCUCUCAGAGACCACGUUUUUUCCCACUCCGGAGAAAGACCGCACAAGUGCGAAAAGUGUCCAAAGACUUAUUUAAGGGUCCAUCAUCUCAAGGCCCACCUGCUCACACACACUAUAAAACGAAGCAAAGACAGGCCGCACAAGUGUUCCCAAUGCAAUACGUCCUUCCUGUCUACAUCGGAUUUAAAUCGACACACCCGGUUACACACUGGGCACAAACCCCACAAAUGUGAUGAGUGCAAAAAGACUUUUUCUCGCGCCAGCGAUCUUAGAAAUCACAUCCGUUCUCAUACGGGCGAAAAACCCUAUAAGUGCAGUUUGUGCCCAAAGUCCUUUGCAGUGAAUAGCAAUUUGAAAAAACACCAAAAGUUGUGCAAGCUUGAAAUGACAAAUUGACGAUUAUAUCAUUGUUUCCAAAUAUAAUUUUUAAUCCAACAUUAUUGAAA